AUGAUGAAGGACAGGAGCGGUAAGGGCUCAAACACGUUGGGUCUUUCCACCAGCAAUUCGACCCCAGAUGUUGAUCCCCUGUCGAAUAUGACCUCUCAAAAGAGCAAUUACACGAAUGAAAUGGUGACACCACCAAGGAAAAUUGUUCAACAAGGCUGGUCAAUCGACCCAAGACCUUCUAUUUUCAACCUGACAAUAAACAAUCGCAAACCUGCAUUAGGGUACACCAAAGUCUAUGCCAACGGAAAAAGACCGGGGAUUAUUUGGAAGAUAUUCCAUACGUACAAGGAUUUACGUGAGAAAGUGGGGAUGUGCGGCAAUUGA
Messenger RNA from Sclerotinia sclerotiorum 1980 UF-70, 324 nucleotides. RefSeq lists its product with no specific name. The record is from RefSeq and is a predicted model, not a curated record. Lineage: Eukaryota; Fungi; Ascomycota; Leotiomycetes; Helotiales; Sclerotiniaceae. The transcript has 2 exons. Bases 1 to 324 code for a protein of 107 amino acids.